Sphaeroforma arctica JP610 is the source of this 489-nucleotide messenger RNA. RefSeq lists its product as hypothetical. The transcript has 2 exons. Lineage: Eukaryota; Ichthyosporea; Ichthyophonida. Bases 1 to 489 code for a protein of 162 amino acids. The record is from RefSeq and is a predicted model, not a curated record.
AUGUUAAACAAGCCACGUGGAUCCCUUGAAGGUGAGCAGAUCCUUAUCGAUCAAGUGUCUGCCACUGUACACUCAACACGUAAUAGUGAUGAUGUGGUGAUAGUGUAUAUACAAGAGAGCGAGAGGUAUGCGAAACUAUCUUUACACGCGGCCAAUCAUCUUGUAGUUGAGCGCCAGGAGGCCGAGAAAAAGGCUUGUGAUGACUUGCGACGUGUCGAGAAUGAGGAGUUAGAGUUCACGUUUGGUCCCCUGUAUGAUGAUCGACUGUUUAUGCCGAGUAGCGACGAGUCAGACAUUGAGGUGAUAAGUUCCAGUGGUGAAGACAAUGAUGUUCUUCCGUUUGCACCUGCACCUCCAGUGUGGACCCCAAUGACGGUUGCCAAAAUGAGUCCGGAAGAGAGACAAAUGUAUGAUUGCGUCCUCAACGAUGCUUCCCAGACGCAGCCGUCGCACAGAUCGUCGACACUGUAUUACACCGUUCCACGCUAA